AGUUCGCCGGCAAAUAGAGGAAAAUCAGAUAAGUACCUAAUUCCCCAUCUCAUGUGUUGCUUGAAAAGUUGCUCCACAUCAUGACUUCCAUCAUCAAGAUGCACGCUAUAUCUGGGGCGAUGGAUGAAUCGCCACCGUGCUACAUCCUGCAGGUUGACGAUGUGCGAAUCUUGCUCGAUUGCGGAUGGGACGAAAAGUUUGACCAGGGUUUUAUUAAGGAAAUUAAAAAAUAUGUACACACGAUCGAUGCAGUAUUGCUGUCCUAUCCGGAUGGUAGUCAUCUCGGGGCACUACCGUACCUGGUCGGAAAGCUUGGCCUGAAUUGUCCGAUCUAUGCAACGAUUCCGGUAUACAAGAUGGGACAAAUGUUCAUGUACGACAUGUUUAUGUCCCACUAUAAUAUGCACGAUUUCGACCUAUUUUCGUUAGACGAUGUGGACGCAGCAUUCGAUAAAAUAGUACAACUAAAGUACAAUCAAAGUGUAGCAAUGAAGGGUAAGGGAUACGGCAUCACGAUCACUCCCUUGCCGGCUGGCCAUCUGAUAGGUGGCACAAUUUGGAAGAUUGUAAAGGUCGGCGAAGAGGACAUAGUGUAUGCCACCGAUUUUAAUCAUAAAAAGGAACGUCACCUCAAUGGUUGCGAGUUGGAAAAGCUGCAACGACCAUCGCUCCUUAUUACGGACGCGUAUAACGCCCGGUACCAGCAAGCAAGGCGGCGUGCACGAGAUGAGAAGUUUAUGACGAACAUUCUGCAAACGCUCCGGAACAAUGGUAACGUUCUUGUGACGGUUGAUACGGCCGGACGAGUACUGGAGCUGGCCCACAUGCUAGAUCAGCUGUGGAAAAACAAGGAAUCGGGCCUAAUGGCUUACUCGCUAGCGCUGUUGAACAACCAAAGCUAUAACGUGGUAGAAUUCGCAAAAAGUCAAAUCGAAUGGAUGAGCGACAAGCUGAUGAAAAGUUUCGAAGGAGCACGUAACAACCCGUUCACCUUCAAACACCUGCGACUCUGCCACACGAUGGCCGAUCUGGCAAAGGUACCCAGUCCGAAGGUGGUGCUGGCCAGUUCGCCUGAUAUGGAGAGUGGCUUUUCGCGAGAGCUCUUCAUACAGUGGGCACCGAAUGCAAGCAAUAGCAUCAUCAUUACCAGCCGUUCGUCUCCGGGUACGUUGGCUCGAGACCUGAUCGACAAUGGAGGCAAUGGGCGCAAGAUCGAGAUGGACGUACGACGUCGGGUAGAGCUCGAAGGGGCCGAGCUGGAGGAAUACAUGCGAACGGAAGGCGAAAAGCUCAGUCGAUCGAUCAAAAAACGCGAUCUGGACGAAAGCAGUUCCGAUUCGGACGAUGAGCUGGAGAUGAACAUCAUCACCGGGAAGCACGAUAUAGUCGUGCGUCCGGAAGGUCGUUCGCAUACGGGCUUUUUUAAAUCGAGCAAGAAGAGUUACGCCAUGUUUCCGUUCCACGAGGAGAAGAUCAAGUUCGAUGAGUAUGGAGAAAUUAUACAAUCGGAUGACUAUCGUAUGGUGGACCUAGGUCCGGAAACGAACGGCACCGAUGACAAUAAGGAGAAUGCUGGAAUCAAGGCAGAGGACAUAAAGAAGGAAAAGGACGAAGAAGUGACGAUACUGGACAAACCGACCAAGUGCGUUCAAGCGCGCAAGCCAAUCGAGGUGAACGCUCAGGUGCAGUUUAUCGAUUUUGAAGGACGCUCCGAUGGAGAAUCGUUGCUAAAAAUUCUUUCCCAGCUACGUCCCCGGCGGGUUGUGGUGGUGCGUGGAUCGCCAACCAACACGACACACAUUGCGGAGCAUUGCCAGCAAAAUAUAGGCGCCCGCGUAUUCACCCCGAACCGUGGUGAGAUCAUCGAUGCAACCACGGAAACUCACAUCUACCAGGUGCGUUUGACGGAAGCGCUCGUAUCGCAGCUAGAGUUCCAGAAGGGCAAAGAUGCCGAAGUGGUUUGGGUAGAUGCGCAAAUAGUCAUUCGUAACAAGCGGAUCGAUACGGUCGCGGAGAAAGAUGCUACCGGGGCGCCCGUUAAUAACGGCGGGACACUCUCGGCUAAUCCCGCGAGUUCGGGAGCGGGCUCGAACGUAGGUGGUGGUGCAGUCGGCGAUACCCAGAUGGAUGUGGACGAUGUCGACACGAUAGACGACAAGAUCGAUAAGCAAAUACUAACGUUAGAGCCACUGUCGCAAGACGAUCUACCACCACACAAUCCGGUGUUUAUCAACGAGCUGAAACUGAUCGAUUUCAAGCAGAUCCUGAUGAAAAGCAACAUUGCGUCCGAAUUUUCUGGCGGCGUGCUGUGGUGCAGCAAUGGUACGAUCGCGCUCCGUCGAGUCGACACCGGUCGGGUUACGAUCGAGGGCUGCAUUUCGGAGGACUAUUACAAGAUCAGGGAACUAUUGUACGAACAGUACGCUAUUAUAUAAGGUCAACCUUAUCGCUUUUGCUUAUAUAUCACGGUAUAUUUGUGUCAGGAAAAAAUAACGAAAUACACGAAUUCAAAUUCAAUCUUAAAA
Anopheles moucheti is the source of this 2525-nucleotide messenger RNA. RefSeq names its product probable cleavage and polyadenylation specificity factor subunit 2 (gene CPSF2). Gene Ontology annotation, molecular function: RNA binding. Lineage: Eukaryota; Metazoa; Arthropoda; Insecta; Diptera; Culicidae. Gene Ontology annotation, biological process: mRNA 3'-end processing by stem-loop binding and cleavage. The coding region runs from base 81 to 2435 and encodes 784 amino acids. Gene Ontology annotation, cellular component: mRNA cleavage and polyadenylation specificity factor complex. The record is from RefSeq and is a predicted model, not a curated record. The transcript has 2 exons.